AUGCCUGCUGCCAAUGAUUAUUUAAAAUCAACCAAGAAGCCCAAAGUCUUGAUUGUGGGUGCUGGUAUCGGUGGAUUGACCCUUGGGGCCUUGUUAGAGAAGGCUGGAGUGCCAUAUGAGAUCUAUGACAGGAUGGUUGGGAUUAGACCUCUUGGAGCGGCGCUUGGGCUGGGCAACACAGUAGCCCCCUUAUUCAAACAGAUGGGCAUCUGGGAUGAAUUUCUAUCACUUGGCAAACCACUGCAUUCGAUUGACAAUUACAAUGAGCAACGACAGCUAGAGUUCUCCAUGGAUUUCAAUCCUAUGAAGGAAUUGGGAGGGACUCUUGAUUAUGUAUGUUCAAGAGCCGCGGCUCACAGUCUAAUUCAACGUCAGAUCCCUGCAGAAAAGAUCCAUUUAAACAAGCGUGUCGUGUCCAUAAAACAAACCGAGCCGCCGAGUGACAGUGGUGGUAGUGGUGGUGGUGGUGUUGGUGUACAGAUCCAGUUUGCAGACAACACAACUGCUGAAGGAGACAUCCUUGUGGGAGCCGAUGGAGCAUAUAGCAAUGUCCGGUUGAAUAUGUAUGAACAGUUGCAGAAACAGAACAAGCUACCGGCGUCAGAUAGUGCAGGUUUGCCUUACAAGUGUAUCUGUCUCGUAGGGAAGACUCAUCCCUUGGAUCCGACUCAGUUCCCGGAAUUAAAUGAUCCAGCAUGUCGUUUCUCCUCUAUGAUAGCACCAAAUAAGCUCUAUUCGUGGACGACUUAUACUAUCCCGGAUAAUAUGUAUUGCUGGAUAGUAAUCCAAUAUCUGGACGGGAUCUCAUCCUUGGACCAGAGUAGCUUUCGAAACGCAGAAUGGGGACCAGAAGCGGCCGAAGCUAUGUGCAAGGAUGUACGCGACUUCGCCAUCCCUGGAGGACUGAAUAAUUCCUUGACCAUGGGGGAUUUGAUUGACCAUUCGCCCUCGAUCUCCAAAGUCUUGUUAGAAGAGAAAGUCUUUGAUACUUGGUAUUCUGGGCGAACUGUGCUAUUAGGCGAUGCCGUUCACAAGGUCCAUCCUGCGGGCGGUACAGGAGCAUGGAAUGCUAUACAUGAUGCAGUCGUGUUGGCCAACUGGCUAAAUCUUUUAUCUUCUUCUGCAUCUGUAAGUGAGAUCGAAGCGGUCUUUGAAGAGUAUAAGAGAGAGCGUUAUCCUGUUGCCAAAAUAUCCUAUGACAAUGGCCGAAUCUUUUCACAGGUGGUUGAGCAGACUCUGAAGGCCAAAGUCACACGCUUCGUCAUGCGAAAUGUACCCAACUGGCUUUGGCGGAUCAUACUGACACGGAAGAUCGACGCACGUCCGCAGCUAUCCUUCUUGGAGUUAAUUCCAGAUAACGGUAGUGUGCCUCCUCGACAUCAACCUAGUCUCGAAAAGACUUUAUCUAUCCUUCGCGCUCAGAAAGCAUAA
Lobosporangium transversale is the source of this 1431-nucleotide messenger RNA. RefSeq lists its product as hypothetical. NCBI's taxonomy places the organism in Eukaryota, Fungi, Mortierellomycota, Mortierellomycetes, Mortierellales, Mortierellaceae. The record is from RefSeq and is a predicted model, not a curated record. Gene Ontology annotation, molecular function: FAD binding. The transcript has 7 exons. Bases 1 to 1431 code for a protein of 476 amino acids.